Aureobasidium namibiae CBS 147.97 is the source of this 1866-nucleotide messenger RNA. RefSeq lists its product as uncharacterized. The transcript has a single exon. Bases 1 to 1866 code for a protein of 621 amino acids. Lineage: Eukaryota; Fungi; Ascomycota; Dothideomycetes; Dothideales; Saccotheciaceae. The record is from RefSeq and is a predicted model, not a curated record.
AUGAUUCCUUCUAUGUUUGGCACCAAGAAGGUGGACAGAUCUCCUGUCUUUACCGAAGACGAUAUCCGGAAAUUGAUCUUGUCUUUUCCACCUCCGGAACCACGGCCUGGAAAAGAAUCUCUCGUUCGCAGUCUCUCAGGCCGCAACCUUGUUCGUUCAGAUGCAGUCAUCAAGCGUUUCCACUCUUUGCUUCAGAGUGCGACUGGUCCCGUCUUCCUAAACAGUCUGCACAAUGAGUUGGGAGUCCAUGAAGUACAAUGGCUCUUGACGCAGGAAGAUGAACGCAUUCAUUACAGUACAGAUCGUCGACGAUUGCUUCCCGAGAGUAUACAGAUAGCUAUCUUCCAAAGUGUGCAUAAUCAACUAGCCAGUAGUGGUGUUGAACUGGACAGCAUUGCCUCUGAAAAAGAUAUCACUGUUACCACACUCCGACGCAUUCUCGCUGCACAAGAUGCCAACCUAGUGCUCAAGGACCUCGAAGACGGAAAAACUUAUGAUUCGAAGUUCCUUCAGAAGCUCGAGACAGAUAUCAAGAAGAAUAUCGAGGAUGCGCAGGAGACGGUCGUGCUAAGCGAGACCUACACUCAAGUUCCAAUCUCCUGGUUGGAGUCUGCAGCCCAGAGCUUUGUAUCUACGGAUGACAACAAUGCAUCGGGUGUGGUAGAAGUGGUGUCUGGCAGGCUACGCUUCACGCCAAAGUCUCAACUCGUACAACUGCAAGGCGAACUCAAACAAGCCCAGAAUGCAUACAUUUUCAAAGCUGUCGCCGAGCUGGAAAGAAGUGGAUAUGUCGAAGUCACUAUCAGCUCCAGACCACAGAUUCUGCAGAACGCCGAAGAUGUCAAUCUUACUCGUGCGAUCCGAGAAGCGAUCGCCCUGGGGGAUGACAGCUUGAAUAUCGUUGAACUGAGCACACCACAGUCUUCAUUCCUUAUAUCACAAGAUGCUCUUUCGGCCAAGCGAUCCAUCAUUGCUGCUAGAGCCGCAGAUGCAGCUAGCGAGCAAUGGUCCUCCAGACAUCCAGGCGAAGAAGUGACCUUCGACCCCACCAGCCUACCCACCUCCAACGACACCUCAGCACCCCUAGACCAAGCAAUUCUCUCCUCGGGCGAUCCAGAAGACACAAUCGCAUCAGCCUUCUCCUCUCGCAUCCUCUCCCUCCAAACCUCAACACACUCAACCUUUGUCACAACCAUCCAAUCCGAACUCCUCGCACCCCUGAAACUCUACACCAUUGCCACAGACACAAUUUCCGAUUCCACACUCCAACCUCGCGUCCAAGAAUUCGUCCACGACUACGUUCGCAAAGAAUUAACCCCUCAAGUCCUCCUCACCAUCAAGCACCAAAACCUCAUCACCACAAAAUCCGUCUCCAGAGACGUCGACAAAUUCUCCGAAGCAGUGACCGCUGCGAGAACGUUGCAGGAACUCAACACUGCGACUGCAAAACUGGCUCGAAAGCAGAAGAUUGAAACUCCUUCGGCCCCUGCACUGCGAAACCGCAAAUGCGAAAUCUUGAUGCAAAAAAUGGCAGCGAUGAAUAAAAUGAAACGCAGUUCUGAUCUUUUGCAGAAUGCGAUUUGGAUCUUGUUGGCGAAAGGGAGGGAGGGCUUGUACAUGAGUUCGGGCAAGGAUACGAGUAGGAUGAUCAAAAUGGUCAGAGAGGGAGAUGUAGAGGCGGCGAGGAAAUUGGAAGAGUGGAAAGAUGUGGUCAAACAGGGCAAGGAUACCGAGGAUACAAAGAGGGAGAUGAGACAGGUGGCUGCUGAGGCGAUUGAAGAGUGGAAGGCUGCUUCUGUUGAUGCUGCGCUAGGUGAGGAGACGAGCAGCGAGCAAGUCAAGGAGGAGCAGACGACGACGACUUGA